Molecule: messenger RNA, 1635 nt
Organism: Dichomitus squalens LYAD-421 SS1
Lineage: Eukaryota; Fungi; Basidiomycota; Agaricomycetes; Polyporales; Polyporaceae
Product: Leo1-domain-containing protein
Exons: 4
Coding region: 1-1635 (544 amino acids)
Biological process (GO): positive regulation of transcription elongation by RNA polymerase II; transcription elongation by RNA polymerase II
Cellular component (GO): Cdc73/Paf1 complex; nucleus
Molecular function (GO): RNA polymerase II C-terminal domain phosphoserine binding
Source: RefSeq, a predicted model, not a curated record
AUGUCCUCCCUGGCCGGCGCCCUUGACGCGCACAAUGUCUACGACGCGUCCAUGUCCUCUCCCAAGGUUGAGGACGACAUGGACGAUAGCCAACCAACCCUUGACAGAGAAGAUUCUCAAGAGGACGACAAGGAGGCACUCGAAGACCUAUUUGGCGAAGAUGAGGACGUGACCAUGGUGGAACACGAGAGACCGGCUUCAUCUGCUGCUUCCGAACACGCAGACCACGAGGAACGCCUGUCGUCUCCCGAGCGCCGCCACAGAGAACAACUGGAGUACGCAGAGGACGACGAGCCAGAGCCCGUCAUCGAACAUAGGUUAGAAGCAGAUGUCGCCAUCCCCAAUAUCCCCGUUCCCAGAAGCUCGGACGGCAACUAUUGGGUUAUCCGCAUGCCGAACUUUAUCAAGCUCGAUUCCAAGCCCUUCCAUCCCGACACCUACAUUGGUCCAGAACAAGAGGACGAGGACGCUCAGCACCCAGAAUUUUCUCGCGAGAAGAGCAUGUCCGUAAAGCUCAAGGUGGAAAAUACCGUUCGCUGGCGAUGGUCCAAAGACGAGUUCGGCCAGGACAGGAGGCAAUCUAACAGCCGAAUCGUUAGGUGGUCAGACGGUUCCCUGUCUCUCCAGCUCGGAAAGGAGUUAUUCGACAUAUCCCAGUCCAUUGACACUUCGGGCGCCGUUUCCCGACAAGCUCUCGGGAGCACUAGUGGUCCUCUCUCGCAAUCACAAUCCUCCCAAGCCAUCCCCUCCUUGUCACAGUCUCAGUCUCAGACUGCCGUUUCUGGCGCGGGCCACGCCCAGGGUCUCACCUAUCUCGUCGCUCAGCACAAGCGCGCCGAAAUCCUCCAAUGCGAGGCUGUCGUCACCGGUUACAUGUCCAUCCGCCCUACUGGCAUGCAGUCCGAGACCCACCGCAUGCUCGUACGGGCCGUGGGCCAAAAGCACUCCCGCGUCGCGCGACUGCGCAUGGCGCCAGACCCCACGAUGGACCCCGAACGCGAGAAACUCGAGCUCGCGAAAGCCGCGGCGCGGAAACCCCGCAAGUCGCGCGGGGGUGCGAGAGGCGAGGAAGACGGCUUCGGGGGCACACGCCGGCCGCGACACAGCUACACGCGUAAACGCACAGGAGACGACAUGUGGUCAGAUGACGACGACGACGACGACGACGCCGGCUUUGGCAGGGGCGGCUCUGAGGACGAGUACGGCGAUGAGGGCGCCGGGCGGAAGGGCAAACGCAAGCCGUCUAGGGACGAAAACGGUAAGAAGGGGCCGGGUGAGUAUCAGACGGACGACUUCGUCGUGGCGGACUCCGAUGAAGAAGACGAUUUCGGCGAUGGAGAGGCCACUCGGCGAAAGCGGAAACGGUCGGCCCGCGAAGAGAAUGAGGAGGAUGAUUUGGAAAAGUUGGAGGCGAAGAUCAGCCAAAACGAGGCCGAGCUGCGCAAGCGGCGUCAACGGGAUGCUAGCGGCGACCACGGUGCCGAAGACGAGGAUGCGGAUGCGGCCGCCGGCGGAGAAGAUGCGAUGGACGUAGAGUCCGAGGACGACGACGACGUUGGCGUUCGUCGUGGACGUGGGACAUCCGGCGGUAGAAAGAGGCGUGCGGUCGGGUUUGAAGAAGAGGAAGAAGAGUAG